Molecule: messenger RNA, 4968 nt
Organism: Lytechinus pictus (painted urchin)
Lineage: Eukaryota; Metazoa; Echinodermata; Echinoidea; Temnopleuroida; Toxopneustidae
Product: phenylalanine--tRNA ligase beta subunit-like
Exons: 15
Coding region: 117-1886 (589 amino acids)
Biological process (GO): phenylalanyl-tRNA aminoacylation
Cellular component (GO): phenylalanine-tRNA ligase complex; cytoplasm
Molecular function (GO): ATP binding; phenylalanine-tRNA ligase activity; magnesium ion binding
Source: RefSeq, a predicted model, not a curated record
AAUGUUCUCGAAAUAUUCAGACAAAAGGGGCUGGUCGUCCACACGUUGCAUCAUUUCGAACGAACGGAUCACACUAAUUGACUUUCUCUGGUAUUUAUUGAAUAUCUGCCAUCGAAAUGCCUACUGUUGGUGUGAAAAGGGAUCUUCUCUUUGAGGUUUUAGGGAGAACUUAUACUGAUGAAGAAUUUGAUGAGCUCUGCUUUGAAUAUGGCCUUGAACUUGAUGAAGUGACCUCAGAGAAGACGAUGAUAGAGAAGGAACAAGGAACAGAUAAAGCAGAGGGAGCUUCAGAUGUUGUCAUCUACAAAAUUGAUGUACCUGCAAACAGAUAUGAUUUACUUUGUCUUGAGGGCCUUUCCAGAGGAUUACUGGUUUUCCUUCAAAAAAUGGAAGCACCGCGAUACAGGGCUAUUUCACCUAAACAGGGAACUCUUCAACAAAUGUUCAUUAAACCAGCGACAGCUCAAGUGAGGCCCUAUGCUGUUGCAGCCAUCAUGAGAAAUAUCACCUUCAAUAAAGAUACCUAUGAUAGCUUUAUUGAUCUUCAAGAUAAACUUCAUCAGAAUUUAGGAAGGAAAAGAAGCUUGGUUUCCAUGGGAACCCAUGACCUGGAUACAAUCCAAGGGCCAUUCUACUUCGAUGCUCAACCCCCGCACCAAAUCAAGUUUGUUCCUCUAAACCAGGUCAAGGCAUUCACAGCUGUAGAGCAGAUGGAAAUGUAUUCCUCAGACAGCCAUCUACGUCAAUACCUCCCUAUCAUCAGAGACAAGCCUGUCUAUCCUAUCAUCAAGGAUAGCAACGGUGUCGUCCUGUCCAUGCCUCCAAUCAUAAAUGGUGACCAUUCAAAGAUCAAGCUUACCACCAAAAACGUCUUUGUUGAGAUCACCGGCACUGACCAUAAUAAAAUCAAGAUCACCCUUGACAUCUUAGUUGCCAUGUUCAGCCAGUACUGCAAGGAACCAUUCAUUAUGGAAUCUGUUGAGGUGAUCAAACCUGAUGGUAGCAAGGAUCUAUUUCCAGAGCUGAAGUACAGGGCAGAGAACGUUCCUGUGGAACUCAUCAACAAAAGAGUUGGAAUCAGUGAGUCUGCUGAUAGAAUAGCAAACCUACUUACCAAGAUGUGUCUUCCAAGUAAAGUUAUUGAAGGAGGAAAGAAGCUGUCGGUGGAAGUUCCUCCGACACGAUCAGAUGUCAUCCAUGCCUGUGACAUCAUCGAAGAUGUUGCCAUCGCCCAUGGAUACAACAACAUCACCAAGACGAUACCCCAAACAAAUACAAUCGCUGAACAGUUCCCCAUCAACAAGCUCACCGAUCUCCUGAGGUUGGACAUCUCUGCUGCAGGAUUCACAGAGGUCCUUACCUUUGCAUUGUGCUCAAGGGAUGAUGUUGCGGACAAACUUCAGGUUGAUCUUGCCAAGACCAAGGCUGUACACAUCUCAAAUCCAAAGACAGCUGAAUUUCAGGUCGCAAGGACAGCUCUCCUACCCGGAGUAUUAAAGACCAUCUCUUGCAACCGUAAGAUGCCUCUUCCUAUCAAAGUCUUCGAGAUCUCAGACGUCGUUCUUCAGAAUCCAGAGAAAGAUGUUGGUGCGGAGAAUAGGAGACAUUUCUGCGCUGUUCACUAUAACAAAUCACCUGGAUUUGAGGUUAUACAUGGCUUGUUGGACAGGACAAUGCAACUCUUACAAGUUCCCUUCUCAAAAGAAAAUGGCUACCACUUAAAGUCUGCUGAGAAUCCAACCUAUUUCUCUGGUCGCUGUGCUGAGGUUAUAGUCAGAGGCCAGUCCAUUGGCUACGUGGGCGUUCUCCAUCCAAACGUUGUCAGCAAGUUUGAAUUGACCAAUCCCUGUGCGGCGCUGGAGAUCUUCAUAGAACCAUUCCUUUGAUGAUGAUAUUUAUUCUCUGUGUAUGCAGAUUAGGGUAGUGAAUGCAAUAGAGACAUUUAGAUUUUAAUUCCAACAGGGACUAUAUUAUUGUCUAAAGCCACUUGGUCUGUUACCAGUUGGUCUAAAUUUUCAGAGCAUCGAAAAUGGCUACUGGCUAAACUCAAUUGGUCCAACAAUUUGGGCUCCCUAUUAUACUGUAAAGGUCUAAAUUCAGGGUAUAAAUCCCAUCAGAGAUUAUGGUCUAAAGCCAUUUGUUUAUAACCAGUUGGUCUAAUUUCAAGAGCAUCUAACGCUACUGUGGCUUAACUUGUCUGGUCCACCUGUUUGUGCUACUUAUCAUUUUGUCCAUGAUAAGACAGUCUAAUUGACAUUCAUCCUCUUUGAGUUUUCCUUUUUAAGUUAUGAACAUUUGUUCUAUUUCCAACUCUUCAAAUGGAUCGACCAAGUUGAUUUUAGACAGAAGGAAGUUAAGUGGCUCCAUUUUGUUAUUAUGUUAGCUCCAUUUACCAAAGGUUAUUUUGUUCAUAUGUGAUGAACUAAUUCAUAUGAAUGUACCUGACCAUGCCAUUUGGUAAUAAAUUCAAUUUAAUAGAUGCACAGCUUUGGUUUUAUGGUUUUGAAAAAUAUUAAAGGGCAAUUAAAUAAAAUAUGUACGUCCAACCCCCUAUAUAUGGGACCUUCAUGACAUUUUCUGUCUCUGAUUUCUUGUUCUUUUGACAGUCUGUAUUAAAUAAUGCUGUCAAAGGACCGUGACUUGUUCAGUUUAUGAAGUGAAGGGAGGAUUUAGAAAACUGGGGGUCGGACGUCCAUAAAGAUUGAUUAUUUCAUGGAAUUGCCCUAAAGUAGGAUCCAGAAAGUCCUUGGAACUUUCUGAAGAACUGUUAUACCUAGUGGUUAUUGGAUAAAACAGGAGAAGCCCAAUGCAAUGGAUUGAGAAUACUAUUACGAAGGACCCAGGGGAUAAUAAACCAAAUGGUCGCCACACCAACUGGGUGUAGACAAAUUAGAAUCACGUCAAAUGUGCACUUGACCAAGAGUCAUAAGGCCAAGAGGAAAUUUUGCAAAAUUCUUGUCAUUGCUAUCCUUUCCACUUGGUUUGACAGAAUUUCUCCAGAUUUUGCUUAGUUGAGAGGUGAAUUUAAAGAUAUGAUAUGAAUUCAGGCUGUUGGAUCAAAAUACAGACAGAUAUCAGGUGUUAAUUUCUUAUAUUUUAUGUGUCGUUUCAGAAUAUGUAUUCCAGCUGUAUUAUGUGCCUUGUUGCAUAAAGGUUAUAUGUAAUGGUCUCACCACUGUGAAUGGUUAUUACUAUGGUAAGAGGGCUAUACAGCCAAUUAAAAUCAAGGUUUCAAUGAAAACUAUGGCAAAAAGUACUUCACUGUUUAAUUUCAAUGAGGCCCUGCACCAACAGUGCUUUGCAAAGCUUUAAGUGAUAUUAAAAAAAAAGAAUAAACUCCCAGUUUAAUGUGGAAUAUAAUACCUCACCACAUUGUUUAGAUCGUGCUCGAAGACAUGCCCUACUCCGUAUUCAUCAUUGAGAUUAUACUUACAUACCACAGGAUGUGUUUGCACUUAAGCAUGGCUAUAAGCUACACUUAACUCUAUGUGAAACAAGUUUAAAGCGAAACUUUUAAAUAACAGUUGGAUUUAACUAUAUGAGAGCUUGCAAGAGGCUUGUGAGAUAUAGCAGCAAAUAAUGUGUACCACCUGUAAUCCAAUUAGUAUUAUUUUUUUUCAUUGAAGGGAAUAGUCAACCGCUAGAAGGACGUAAAGUUUUCUUGUGUUUUCAUCCUUUAAGUUAAGAAUGUCUUUGUAAAGAGACUCAUGCUUUCAAAACCUUUAGUUAAUAUUUUUUCAUAGCCACAAGUCAGUUUUUGGUAAUAUGCCUUAACUUUAAGCUGCAAAGGGUGGUAGUGUCCUUAUAAAACUUUCUAUUGUGUAAAUACAAAGAUUCCUUAUAGUAUUCCUACAUGUAUAUAUACGUUUCGCAAUUAGACCUUGGUCCCGCAACACAAAGGUUAGCGAUUGAUCGUACGAUUGAUUGUACAUUGUAGUCAAUGGAAUCAAUCGUAGAUAAAUGUUCUACGAUCAUUGCUAAGCUUUGUGUUACAGGCCCCUGGUGGGUGUUUCAUGAAGCUGUCAAUAAGUUACUCACUACUUCACACAUCAACUAUUCUCAUUCUAAAUACGAUAUUCUGUUUUCUGAAAAAUUACAAUUAUAUUAUAAUUGUUAAAAGAAUUAUAAUUAUAUUAUGAUUGUAAUAAUUAUAAGAAUUAUAUUAUAAUUGUUAUAAUAUAUAAUUAUAUUAUAAUUGUUAAAAACAAGAAUUUUAUUCUAAAAAGAUCAGGUUUAUUUCAACCCAUAGGAAUCAGUGUGAUUCAAUAUCUGAUUGUGCACUUAUGAACAGAUCACCAGGCCCCGUCUUACAAAGAGUUACGAUCGAUCCAAUCAACCACAACUAUCGAAAACCAGCAAUGUUAACAUCUAAAAUACAUCUUUGUUCAAAAUAUUUACUAGAUAUGAUGCAUAUUCAUACAUUCAUUGUUUGCUUGACAAUUCAGUAUGCUUCUCUUUGUUUUCAAAGGACAUUGUGCAAAUUUUCUGGAGAAAAAAAUAUGACAUUGAUGGAUUUCCAUAUACUUGGGAUUGAUAGAUCAAUUGUAACUCUUUGUAAGACAGAGCCCUGUUGUGUGUCUAUACAUGCGCAAAACUCAUGCAUACAGUCAUGCACAACUUACAAACAGCUUGAUGAAACAUUACCUUUUUAUUGCACCCUCCAAGGCUAUUGCCUUUUCUUUGGGACCAGGUAUUCCAUUAACUGUGUUUACUGAAUGGAAUGAGAAUCCGUUUUGCCUGAGUAUCUGUCACAUUAUGUUUGUAUAAAAAAAUAUUAGUGAUUCCUAUUUUCCUGGUAGUGGUACAUUAGAUUAUGCUAUCUAACCUUUAUCGAAUAUCCUUAAUCAUUUGGGGCAAUUUCAUUGAAUGUUCACACUUCCAUUUUUUUAUAUGGACACAUAUUCUGAAUCAUGAGAUCUGUAUUACUUGUUCUGAUAAUGAUUAAACAUGCAAACAUGUAUGAUAUAA